Messenger RNA from Spirometra erinaceieuropaei, 490 nucleotides. NCBI's taxonomy places the organism in Eukaryota, Metazoa, Platyhelminthes, Cestoda, Diphyllobothriidea, Diphyllobothriidae. The record is from the annotation of a GenBank genome assembly.
AUGGGUCGAGUUUACGGUCACGGAAAGGGUAUAUCUCAGAGCGCGUUGCCUUAUAGAAGGUCCGUUCCUUCUUGGCAAAGGCUUUCCGCGGAGGAAGUGAAGGAACAAAUCGCCAAACUUGCGCGAAAGGGUCUUACACCAUCACAAAUCGGUAAUUUUUAUUUUCUAUCCUGACUAGACAACAGGUGUCAUCCUUCGUGAUAGUCACGGUGUCGCUCAGGUCAGAUGGCUCACCGGAAACAAGGUUCUGCGUAUCCUGAAGGCUAAGGGCCUCGCACCGGUCAUCCCGGAUGAUUUAUAUCACCUGAUCAAGAAGGCUGUCGCCAUCCGAAAGCACCUAGACCGGAACCGCAAGGACAAGGAUAGCAAGUUCCGCCUUAUCUUAACCGAAAGCCGAAUUCAUCGCAUCGUUCGAUACUACAAGAGGAAGCGUGUCUUGCCGCCAAACUGGAAGUAUGACAGCUCCACCGCCUCUGCUUUGGUUGCGUAA